Molecule: messenger RNA, 6862 nt
Organism: Pelobates fuscus (common spadefoot toad)
Lineage: Eukaryota; Metazoa; Chordata; Amphibia; Anura; Pelobatidae
Gene: KCNQ4
Product: potassium voltage-gated channel subfamily Q member 4
Exons: 15
Coding region: 570-2660 (696 amino acids)
Biological process (GO): potassium ion transmembrane transport
Cellular component (GO): membrane; voltage-gated potassium channel complex
Molecular function (GO): voltage-gated potassium channel activity
Source: RefSeq, a predicted model, not a curated record
CUGACAUGGUGUGAGCCACUCAGGAAAAGGUGAAUGUGAGUGGGAACCAGAGGAGAUGCAGGCUGCCCGUGACUUACUGUAACUCCUGUAAGGGGAGGACCAGGCGGAGUGGGAGGGAGGUGUUUGUAAUCAAUUGGGAGGGUUGGAGAAGAACCGAACCCGGGACACUGACACAAGGAAGGAGAGCGGGGAUCUCUCAGAGAGCAGGAGGUGAGGCUGCUGUCAGCGCUGGCUGCACACUGCCUCUGUACAUCUGACGCACAGCCUGCCCCCUUGCGUGCGCUGAGCUCUGUGCCCACUCUUUCCCGCAGCGCUCUGCUCCACCCGGAUCCUCUCACCCGAAAACUUGCCAAUGUUAUGGAUCUGAAAGUCUCCUCUAAACUUGUCAGCUCGCAGCCCCUGACACUUCACUCCCGACACAUGUCACCCGCCCUCAGGCUGAACUUUCCUCUGAUCCCCUAAACCAGCUCCCUGAUCCUCUCUGUGCCCAGCCGAUCUGACCGCCUCCUCCUCCAGGCUGCCCCCUGGCAUGAGCUGAAGGCGGAUACCCCCCUGUCCCACUAGGGAUCAUGGCCGUGGGGGCACAGCCCCAAACAGACAAUGGAAGAUUGCCCUCCUUAUCACUGGCCCCAAUGUCUCGCCAGGACAGCGGCAUGGAGUUUGUGGCUCUUACCGCGGUGCAGACUGAUAGCGGCAGCCCAAGGCGUCUGGGUCUGCUGGGGACCCCCCUCCCGGGGCCACCUCGGUCCUCAGCCUCCCAUAAGAAAUAUAGACGGCUUCAGAACUAUCUGUACAACGUGCUGGAGAGACCCCGAGGAUGGGCCUUCAUAUACCAUGUCUUCAUAUUCUUCCUUGUAUUCAGCUGUCUGGUGCUCUCAGUCUUCUCGACAAUCCCUGAAUAUCAUCACUUAGCCAACAAAGGUCUCUUCAUACUGGAAUUUGUAAUGAUCGUGGUGUUCGGCAUGGAGUACGUAAUCCGAAUCUGGUCUGCUGGAUGUUGCUGCCGGUACAGAGGCUGGAAGGGGCGACUAAGAUUUGCCAGGAAACCUUUCUGUGUAAUUGAUUUCAUUGUUCUGGUGGCUUCUCUGGCCGUCAUUGCCGCUGGCACUCAGGGUAAUAUCUUUGCAACCUCGGCUCUGCGUAGUAUGCGAUUCUUGCAGAUCCUUCGAAUGGUGCGCAUGGAUCGGAGAGGAGGCACCUGGAAGCUGCUGGGAUCCGUGGUGUACGCACACAGCAAGGAGCUGAUUACUGCCUGGUACAUUGGUUUCCUAGUGCUAAUCUUUGCCUCUUUCCUGGUGUACCUGGCCGAGAAAGAUGCCAACAAGGAAUUCUCCACAUACGCAGAUUCUCUUUGGUGGGGCACGAUAACCUUGACAACUAUUGGUUAUGGUGACAAGACUCCUCGCACAUGGCUUGGCAGGGUUUUGGCCGCUGGAUUUGCACUUCUGGGCAUCUCUUUCUUUGCACUGCCUGCAGGAAUCCUGGGAUCCGGGUUUGCCUUAAAAGUUCAGGAGCAGCAUCGUCAGAAGCAUUUUGAAAAACGACGGACACCAGCAGCCAACCUUAUCCAGGCUGCAUGGCGUUUGUACUCCACUGAUGUGAGCCGUUCCUACCUCACAGCAACAUGGUAUUAUUAUGACAGUAUCCUGCCUUCCUUCAGAGAGCUGCUCCUUUUGUUUGAUACGUGGCAUCGAACCCGCAGCCGAAAUGGAGGGUUUAGGCUCUAUCAGGGGUCUCCUCGUUAUCACCCAGUCCCUUCUGCACUGAAAUCUGCAGCACCCCCUUACUAUGCAGGGGAAAGUAGUAAACGGAGCUUCUUUCGUCUGUAUGCUGGCUGGAGGCCCAGUAAUAAGGUAGCUCUAAAGGAUCGUAUGAGGGGGGCUGGUGCUCCAAAACAGAGUACCCGAACUAAACAGUACCUGGCCCCCCCAGAGCGAGUAUCCCCAGGAUCAGACCCUACGGCAGAGUCUCCCACCACUACCAAGGUGCAGAAAAGUUGGAGCUUUAAUGACCGGACAAGGUUCCGUGCAUCUUUGAGACUUAAAUCUAAACCACAGCCAGAAGAGGGCGCUGGUGAUGACAGUAACGAUGAGAAGAGAUUUCAGAGUGACCUCACCAUGGAAGAUGUAAUGCCAACUGUGAAAACCUUGAUCAGAGCCUUCAGAAUCCUCAAAUUCCUUGUAGCCAAAAGAAAGUUCAAAGAAACUCUCCGUCCUUACGAUGUGAAGGAUGUGAUUGAGCAGUACUCUGCUGGACACUUGGACAUGCUUGGACGGAUAAAGAGCCUACAGUGCCGGGUUGAUCAGAUCAUUGGCCGAGGACCAAUCCCUGUGGAGAAGAAGCCCAGAGACAAAGGGGACAAGCCCCCAACAGGAGGAAUGGAAAUUGAAGCUGCUGAUGAGAUGAGCAUGAUGGGCAGAGUGGUAAAAGUUGAGAGACAGGUGCAGUCUAUCGAAGAGAAGCUUGAUGUUUUAUUGGGAUUCUACUCUCAGUGUUUACGGAAGGGUCCUGUCAGCUCAUUUACACUGAGUUCUCUGCAGAUGCCACUGAUAGAUCAGGAUAUGACAUCUGAUUACCAGAGCCCAGUGGAUCAGGAGGGCAUCUCAGUGUCAGCACAGACACUCAAUACCUCCUGCUCAGCCAGCACCAAUGUGGAGUGAGAAAAUAUGGGGUGUACCCCCUGGUUAUUAUUUUGCUCCAAGGGUGGGAGACAAGUAUGUGCAUUACCUCAAGGAACUACAAAUAAUCUGUUUUAGUGAGCACUUAAGAGACUUUGCUGGCCAGUUUGGUUCUGCGUCUUCCACCCUACUGCAACAGAUUUAAAAUAAAUUAUUAUUAUGCAAUUAUACAGAAGGUCCUUUGGAAAACUGACUUUGAGCCCUUAUUAUGCAGAGACAUGGAUACGACUGAUAAGCCAUAUGUACUUUAAAGAACAAACAUUGUAUCUUCAGUCUCUAUUAUUGCCACAAAAUAAUUUCUUUCAUGUUGCAAGAUACUGUGGCCAAGAACAGCAAUUCGUGUUGUUUCAAUGUCUGUGGUGGGUGACAUCUUUAACACACCCACGUUCAAGAAAGUGCCUCAAAGACCUUCAUCUACAUAUGCUGCUCACGUCCAUCCUUCAUCUCGUUGAAUAUGUGUGCAGCAGGAGGCUUGGUGCACAGGAAACUUAUUGAUUGACAGCCUCUAUGUAGGUUGGGUUCUCUUGCCCAGUCCAAACUGAGGACUUUCAAAGAGACCUCAAAAUGACACAACUUCAUCUCUGGAGCAGGAGGAGAAACAACUUCUUGUUAGAACAAAAAACUUCACCUCUGGGGUGGAAGUGAAUGGGACAAAUGGUUUAUACUUAUCUAUGAGAGAUAAAUGGACACAUUUCUAUGUCUCAACAGCUUGAAGUAAGGGCGUAUGUUUGUUUCUAGAGAUAUGUGUGUUAGUGAUGAAUGGUUUUGUGUGUGUGCGUUUUUGUGUUCACAUUUGCAACGGUAAAUAUUUGUCUAUUUUUAAAACGAGCUGUAUAUGUAUACAUUUGAAGAGUAUAAAAGGCACAGACACUUAAGGAAAACGGUUGUACUACAUCAAUUCACAGGCAUUUAAAUGCUCUGUUGGAUGUCUGAUAAGCAGACAGACAUUGUAUGAGCCUAACCUAUAAGUAAUGAGUGUCUACUGCACCUUUAGUGGUGUAUUUAAGAGUUUAGUCUGGUUAACUGAUUGGUUUGACUAGAUAUAAUUUAAGUUUCACUAUUUACAGACAAUACAAGCCAGUAUAAUAAAAGGUUUUCAGGCAGGAAAAGUAGGAAGAAGUGAGGUGGUGUUGUGUUGCCAGACUUAUUUGCAGUUUUAUUUACAAGCUGAAUGACAGCUUAGUCAACUCAGCCCUAACAGAUAUGGUGUUUUUACAAAUGCAUAGUCUUCAAUGAACUAAUGUGACAACAUACAAGCAAGUCUUUUGCACGUGAUGCAAAUGUUAAAUAAAAUAUUAACAUCAUUUGCACAUCAAUGAGCUUGCUCACAAAACAGUCAGUUAACUUUCAGGUACAGAGCAGCCGUUCAGUUUCUCUUAAACAGCUGUUUCUAACGAUACUUUUUAUUAUAAGCUAAUUUUCUGUAGAUGGGUGGUAGAAGCACAAUUUACAUAAGUUGAAUUGCAGUGAAAAUGAAUGAGCCCAAUAUGGCAUAAUUACCAACAUCCAAACAACCGUUUGUCUACCAUUUAGGUAAUCUCUGCCAAACAGAAGCUGAAAUGCAGGUUUUAGCACCCAUAGAUUGACUGCCAACCCCAUUUUCCAAGCUUGCUCUGCAUAGGUAUUUUGCAAUUAACUUGGUUGCUAAUUUUUACUUAAUAUGGCAGCAGUUAGCAAAUUUGAUGAGUGGCUGUUACACUUUGCACGUACUGAAAAUGCUAGGUUCCGUUGAGUAUCCAUGUUCCUCCCCUGUUGAUUGAGUUUACACUUAACGCAUAACGGGGAAGAAGUGUCACUAUGCAGUUAGUGCUAAUACAACAUUUCAAUCAAAACAGGACACUUUGAUUAAAAGCCACCAUGGGUAUAAAAUAUCUGUGUAGGAUCUAUAUGCACACCUAUUGUCUCAAAAAGGUGACGUAAGCAGUAGAAUUAUAUAUCACAGUUAUGACAAUCUGCUCAUUUGCAACAUUUUUCACUAGAAUAUCAGAGCCUUACGACUCGUGGCUAGUGCUGGCAACAGGAUCUUUAUAAUAAUAAUCUACAACCCUCCCCACAUUGUUUAGGAUGCUCUCAUAAAACAGUCUUUCACUACAAUAUCCAUGGAUGGGAACAGCCAUGCUUUGUUUUCAAAUACACCACUAGGGGGAGUUCAACCGCACUUCUGUAAUUGGCAACUAUGUGUUUCCUAUACUGUGUAUUAUUUACUAUGUCAUAAUGAAUGUCCUAUGUAUUAUUGUUAGAACAAUGUUUUGUUAUAACCCUGUGUGUAUUUAUCUAUAUGCAAGCACACACAUUCAUUAAUAGUGAAUUCUACAUGUAUGAAAUUGUUGAGAUCCUGUGUGUGUCUGUGUUUGCAUGUUUGUGUAUUAGCAGCUGUAUUUGCAGAGAAUGACGUGUGAUAGGAUUUAGAACAUAAAACACUGCUCUGUAUGUCUCUCAAUAGAGGAGUGAGUGCUGCCCUGAAUAAUCAAUUAUAUAUUUGCACAGCUGUCUUUUUAGGAGAAGCAAUAUUUAAAUAUAUGCAAAGCAUCGGGAUUCCCUGCAUUAUUCCGUCUUCCAUCCUGUUCCUGAAUACCACCAUACACGCACAUAGCAUGAUAUACCCACCCAUCCAAUGUCCUAAGCAUGUUGCUGCUGGGUAAGCCAAAAAUGCCUUGGGGGACUAACCCCUGUUUAAAAAAAAAAAAAAGAAGCAUUUUAACUAUAGCCGUGGCUGCUAUCUACACGCACACCACCCUGCAAUGGCAAGCUUGCUCUAAUGCCUUCUGUUAAAAGAUAGAAAUCUGAUCCUUCAGUUCAUUAUUAAAUACAAAACAAUUUCAACAACAAUAAAAAACAGGUUCAUACAGUACUUCAGCUUGUAUUCGCUGAACUAAGGACGCAGUGCUACGUCUAUACAAUGCCAGCAACCUCUGUGAUAAGUCAACCAGAGUAAUUUAUUUGUCUUAACAAAAAUGUCAGAGUUCUAUUUUUUUUUUCUCUACACUAAAUAGUGAAUUGAAAAUGGCGAAUAUUUCCAAAGCAGCUAUUUUUGUCUCAGUUUUGCACGUUGUUGAUUAGAGAAUAAAGCCUACAGGUAUAAUAAAAAAUCUACAUUUCUGAUAUCACUAUUUAGUAAGACCCCCAAGAUGUUUGCUUUCAUUACAACAUGUAUAUAUAUAUACAUACACACACACACACCACAUAUUGACAACAUACCUGUAAACAUUGGCGCUCUGCCUGCUCAAAGACCUUUGGAUUUAUGUGAAACUGGAAGUAGUGGACAAAACUACAGGCUACUGCCUGCAAAGAGAGAGUCAUGCUCUGCAAGACCCAAUAGUAAGCUUCAAAGCUUACAUCUAUAGAAAUGCGGCAGGUUACCAGGUAUGCAGAAUGUAGACAGUGUUAUGCUGUAUGAAUUAAUGAUGUCGGGUUUUCUUGUUAAACACAGCUAGUGUGUUAAAUUAGUUUAUGCCAGCUAUCAACAUGGUGCCAGGUUGACAGAACAGGUCCAUUGCUCUAAUAAUGGUUAUAUCUAUGCACUGUAUACUGAAACUCUUCCUGGUAGCUGAACUCAUGUUCCACUGUCACAUGUAAAACUAAUGUAUAGAGCAGGAGUAGGCAACCUCUGGCACUCCAGAUCUUGUGGAGUACUUCUCCUAUGAUGCUUUGCCAGUUUUAUGGCUGUAAAAGCCUUAUGGGUGAUGUAGCCCUCAACAUUUGGAGUGCCAAAGGUUACCUACUCCUGGGAUAGAGUAAGGGGUAUGUAGUCAGCCUUAAAAAGGUCAAUACAGACAGAAUAGUACACAGGACGUAUAGUGCCAGGUCCACCUAAUUCUGCCACACCUCUGUCACUUGCCAUGAAAGGUCCUCUCUGGUUGGUGCCCCCUCCCUCAUGGUGCUGGGAUCAUAGCAGGACCCUGCACUCCCUCAUGAAUGCUAUGCAUGCACUGGCAUGGAGUUAGGAUCUGCAUCCGAUAUAGGAGGCUUCCCUCAAAUACAGGUAUGUCCCUCUUCUCUGCCAUUUUGCAGUGGAGUGAUGAAACACUGUUAUGGUGGAGGAGCAUUAGUAGUUAGGAGGGGUUAGGCGAAUGCUUUGAGCUAAUGAAUCUGGGAAUAGUUGCGUUUGCAAUAGAACAGUUCUGUACCUCACUUGAUUAAUUUAUUGAACUACUGGUUUCAUUAAAGUUUUACUUAAAAAUCUG